Messenger RNA from Plasmopara halstedii, 414 nucleotides. Its product is annotated as polyadenylate-binding protein 2. The record is from RefSeq and is a predicted model, not a curated record. Lineage: Eukaryota; Oomycota; Peronosporomycetes; Peronosporales; Peronosporaceae. The coding region runs from base 1 to 414 and encodes 137 amino acids. The transcript has 2 exons. Gene Ontology annotation, molecular function: nucleic acid binding.
AUGGCAGAUGAAGCAGUGGACGUGAGCAAGCUUGAAGCGGAGGCCGUGAGUUUAGCUGGCGAUUCUGGUGCGAUGGAUGCGGACAACAAGACCGUUGUGGCUCCUGCAGAGUCUGCUGAGGCUGUUGAUGCGGAGAUUGAGGACAUGAAGCGUCGCGUGAAGGAGAUGGAGGAAGAAGCAGCUAAACUAAGCGAGAUGCAGUCGGAAGUAGAGUCUCAAAUGGGAAAGAAUACUGCUUCGAGCCUAAACGAGAUGAGUGGCAGUGCUUCAGGUGCCGCAGCAAAUGCCCAGUCACAGUUAGACGAUACGUCCGUAUACAUUGGUCAGGUGGAUUACGGCAGCACGCCUGAAGAGCUCCAGGCACUCUUUCAAUCUUGCGGCACUAUAAACCGCUGGAGAGUGCGCUCCUACUAA